Perca fluviatilis (European perch) is the source of this 1641-nucleotide messenger RNA. RefSeq lists its product as uncharacterized. NCBI's taxonomy places the organism in Eukaryota, Metazoa, Chordata, Actinopteri, Perciformes, Percidae. The transcript has 8 exons. The coding region runs from base 826 to 1641 and encodes 271 amino acids. The record is from RefSeq and is a predicted model, not a curated record.
CAGUGCUCCAAAAAUGAGAGCAGUCGGCACACAGCUAUCCAUGGGUACGCUGAGGGCUUCCAUGAGAAGCAAAGGCACCCAGGCAAUGGUGCCCUGUGUUAGUGUUUACACUGAGACCACUUCAAGCUCCCCAGAAUUCACCCCGAUGUCUUCAACACCAAUAAGACCCCAAGAUUACAGACCUCGCAAGAGACCUCGUCUUGAGGAGGAGGAGGAGGAAGAGGGAGACACCUCAACAGAGUUGCAAGCUGAGCCACAAGACUCAACAUAUAUCCCUGGUGACUCUGUUCUAACGGACGAAUCUGCCAUGUCGUCUGAGCCAGUGUCUACUUAUAAGGAUGAUAAGUACAUUGUUUUUGAAAGUUGCCUAAGGGAGCUUUUUCAAAGCUGUCCUGUAUGCAAGAGGCAGUGUGACGUUCAGCGCCGAAAAAUGGGAAUGUAUGUGUCAUUCACACAGCUCUGCCCACACUGCAACUAUUCAAGACAGUGGCAGAGUCAGCCUGUUGUAGAAAGUACCCCCGUCGGCAACCUACACCUGUCAGCGGCAACAUAUUUCACCGGUUCAUACUUCAUCCAACUGGAAAAGGUAUUGCUAUAACUAUUUAAUAUGAAAUGGCAAUCACUGUACUGUUUUCACAAACGUACCAAUUUUACAUGUUUUCACAGAUAUGCAAGGCCAUGAAUCUUCAGAUUUUCAAGUAUGACACCUUCAGGAGGCAUGCUAGGAGUUUUCUGGAGCCAGCCAUAAUCCACAAAUGGAAGACGGAUCAGUAACAUCUUUUUCAAAAGUUACAGCAUGGAGGAAAGAUUGGAGUCAGUGGAGAUAUGCGAGCUGACUCCCCAGGGCACUCAGCAAAGUAUGGGAGCUACACACUGAUGCACCUAGACAGUAACCGCAUUAUCGACCUUCAGCUUGUUCAGAGCAAUGAAGUAGGUGGUAGUUACCACAUGGAGAAGGAGGGCAUUAAACGCUGCCUGGAUCUACUAGAUUCAAAUGGUUUGGUGGUGGACUACAUUGUCACCGACCGUCAUCCACAGAUCCAGAAGUAUCUGAGGGAGCGCAGCAUCACCCACUUCUAUGAUGUGUGGCACUUUGAGAAAGGUUUGUCAAAGAAACUUGACAAAGUUGCGCAAAACAAGGACUGUGGGGUGUUGAAGAAGUGGCUGCGUAGCAUCAAAAGCCAUGUCUACUGGAGUGUAACAUCGUCAACAUCAGGGCCAGAGAAGGUAGCCAAGUGGAUGUCGAUUGUCAACCACAUCCAGAACGUGCACUUGCAUGAAAACCCUCUUUUCCCAAAGUGCCAACAUCCUGAUCGAGUGUCAAGGGAUCCAAGUAAAUGGUUUCAACCAGGGUCAAUGGUGCUCUACAAAGUGGAAAAAAUCCUGGUCAAUAAGAGGGUUGUCAAAGAUGUGGAGAAGCUGAGCCACCACUACCAAACAUCAUCCCUGGAGGCUUUCCACAGUUUGAUCCUUCGCUUCACACCCAAGAAUGUGGUUUUCCCUUUCAAGGGCAUGCUUUGCAGGUUGUACCUUGCAGCCAUGCACUACAAUGAAAAUGCAGACCGCGAAAGCAAGCCACAACAUCUGCAGGACAACCAGUAUUCAAGGUUGUGUUUCCCAAGUCCAGGAAGGGGGAGGUGA